This is a messenger RNA of Lagopus leucura (white-tailed ptarmigan), 1383 nucleotides long. RefSeq names its product angiopoietin-related protein 7-like. NCBI's taxonomy places the organism in Eukaryota, Metazoa, Chordata, Aves, Galliformes, Phasianidae. The record is from RefSeq and is a predicted model, not a curated record. The transcript is spliced from 6 exons. Bases 1 to 1383 code for a protein of 460 amino acids.
AUGGUCCUGCGCAGACAUAAAACCCUGUCCAACGUGGUGACGGGGCCACCCCUGGGGACCAUCCUCAGCAUCCCGAUGGAGCUCUGCCUCAGCACUGGCUUUGCUGAGGCACGUUGGCUCUCCCUCCUCUUUCUGGCCGCACUGAGUGUUCCCUCACUGCCAAAAUCCCUGCCCGCAGCGUAUGGUGACAAUGAAGGGACUCAGGAGGGCACAGGCCUGAUUCAGUGUGGGGAGUACAGCAACCAGGUGCUGCCCAAUGGCCGCUGCAAGAUCGUGGCCACGCUGCCCCAGGGGGAUGAGCAGCGGUGCCCAGACAUGUUUCGCUGUACCGACGAGGUGUCCUAUUGGCUCCACGAGAAUGAGGAACGCAAGCAGCAGAUCCUGGAGCUGCGGGAGCUGAUCUCGGAGCUGCAGGAAGAGCUGAGAAACCACCGGCAUCGCAUCAAGGUCCUGGAGCUCCAGCAUGAAGAGGCAGCUGGGAGGAACCACAGCCUGGAGCAGCGGGUACAGGACCUGGAGCAGAGGUACAGCGAGGCCAGCACCCUGCAGCACAUCCAGGCCACGCUGCUCUACGACAUGCAGGCACAGAUCAACAACAUCUCCGUGCUGACCGACUGGGUCUGGCGCAACCCCACCUGCCUCAACCCUGCUGAGAUGAGGCUGCAGGAGGAGAUGGAGCGGCCAGAUAUGAGGCACGUCAGGAACUGCCCCAUUGACUGCGCUUCUGUUUACUACAACGGGCUCCGUCGAUCUGGGAUCUACAGCAUCAUGCCCUCUGUUGGAGGGAUGCCCAUCGAAGUGCUGUGUGACAUGGACACUGAAGGUGGGGGCUGGACUGUCAUCCAGAAGCGUCAGGAUGGCUCAGUUGACUUCAACAGGACCUGGAAUGAAUAUAGGGAGGGCUUUGGGGAUCUGAAUGGUGAAUUCUGGCUGGGCAAUGAGAACAUCCACAAGAUAACGAGCCAAGGAGACUACUCUCUGCGUAUUGACAUGGAGGACUGGAACAGCAAGCACAAGCAUGCCUUCUACCAGAUCUUCAGCAUUGAGGACGAGGCCAACUCUUACCGCCUGCACGUGGAUGGGUUCAGCGGGACGGUGGAGGAUUCCUUUGCCUGGUACCACAACAAGAGGAGCUUCAGCACGCCCGACUCAGGGAACAUCUGUGCUGAGAUCUCCCACGGGGGCUGGUGGUACCACCAGUGCUUCUUCUCCAACCUCAAUGGGGUGUACUACAAGGGUGGCCGAUACUCCAUUAAGAACCGCAAGAUCCUCGGGCCGGACGGCGUUGUGUGGUACUCGUGGAAGGACACAGACUACUACUCCCUGAGGAAGGUGGUCAUGAUGAUUCGACCACGCACUUUCCGGCCCCACAUCUCCCCAUGA